CAAGGGGCUGGGCAGGAGGAGGAGGAGGACCCGGUAGCCCCGUAAGGGAGACAGAAGGGUCACUCCUGCUCGGGAAUCCGGAGUGAAUCCCGAUCACGUUGUAAAAUCAAAAGGGGGGGAGAGGGGCGAGGCGGAGACGCUGUAACUUGCAUCCCCGUACGGAGAAUUUACACACUGCACGCGCUCAGAGGCACGCUGCCUGCCCUCGGGACGAAUUCGAUUUGAGGGAGGGGGGAAAAGCAUAUUCCGGGUCGCAAAUUUGAGCCCGGCAGGAGAGCAAAAGUGGGAGCACGCGAGACGAUUUCGGGGAGGGAAAGAGGGUUUUAUUGACACAGAAGUGGGAUGCUGCGAUUCUCUUUCGAAAACCAGAUACUGACGUGGAAAUGCUUGUAAACACGGACUGUACACUUUAGAGGGCUUGGAUACAGUUUAUGGAUGAGGCUUUUUCUUCCUUAUUAUGCAAAGGUAGUGGCUAUUUUCUACAAUUAGCCACUGAAAUCAAGUACAGUAGUUACACUCUGGAGGGCAUCCAGGACCCCACUAGCAGUGUAUUCAGACACUGGAGAUUGUAACAAGGCCUACACUUCCCUGGCCAAGCUACAACUGCUGUAGUCCAUCUUGUGGAUCAGGAUUUCUUUGGUGUCAGCAUGAUUGUACCCUUAUUAAGCCUCCACGUCAAGUCUUUAGGAGCGAGCCCAACAGUUGCAGGAGUGGUAGGGUCUUUAUAUGGAAUUCUACAACUAUUUUCCAGUACAUUAGUGGGAUCUUGGAGUGAUAUAGUAGGAAGAUCAUAUUGCUUACUUGUCUGUAUUCUCUUCAGUGCGUUGGGUUACUUUGUGCUUAGUAUGUCCACCAAUAUAUUUUUAUUUGCCAUAGCUCGGAUUAUUGUAGGUAUUUUUAAACAUACUCAUUCUGUUUCGAAGGUUGUAAUCUCUGACUUGGUUCCUGAGAAUGAACGCCUCCUGGUAAUAGGACAUUUCAACGCAGCUUCCAGUACCGGUUUCAUUUUAGGACCUAUUGUUGGGGGCUACCUUACUGAGUUAGAAGGUGGCUUUUUCCUGACAGCCUUCAUCUGUGCAUCCCUCUUCAUCUUGAACGCUGGUCUUUUUUGGAUGCUGCUGUGGUGUGAAAAAAAGAUAUACGGCAAUGAAUGGACCGCCACUAACAAAGUGAAAGAUGUUCUCUCAGCAGAGGAGGAAGAAAACUUGGAGCUUAUUUCUUUACCUCACGACGCUAUGGAAGGCAGUCCUCCCGCUGUAUCCUCUUGGACUCAGGUUCUAUCUGUGCUGAAGAGGCUCAGCAGCAUCGCAAGGUCUGAUCUGUGGGAUGUUUUUCUGGUACGGCUUUUGAUGUCCAUUGCAGUCAUGCUGUACCAUAGCAAUUUUGUCUUGGCACUUGAAGAGAGAUUUGGGAUUAAGCCUAAAUUCACGGGCUAUCUCAUAAGCUACAGCAGCGCCCUCGGAGUAGCUGCUGGCUUUCUGCUUGGACCAAUCACAAGACUGUACCAGCACCAGACCUAUGCCAUCUUACUACGGUCAAGCGUUGUCACUUGUGUGUUUAUGAUGUUACAUUCUUCAUCAGCAAGUGUGUGGAUUGUGAUCUUGUCUUCCACAGCUUUAGCAUUUUCAACUACCGUUGGACGUACUUGCAUUACUGACCUUGAACUAGCCCUGGGCGGGAAUGAAGCCAGUGGCAUGCUCAUAGGUGUCGGUCAGUCAGUCUCAGCUGUGGGCCGCAUAAUUUCACCUCUUCUCUCAGGAAUUGCCCAGGAGUUCAGCCCCUGUGGGCCCCCCGUUCUUGGAAGCCUUCUGGGAUUUAUCGCUGUGGUCAUAAUGGUCUUGAAUAAAUCAGAGUAUUCUGGCCUUAGGAGCAGAAAGUUGAAGAGAACCUAGUGAAUUGUUUGCCAUACUCUUAUUUAAACAAAAGCAACAUAAUUGGGACAAAUGAAGGUCUUGUAUCAAAGUUGGUAAGUGUUCAGAGUGGUUGCGUUCCAUCUAUAGAAUACUUGGGAAAUGACCUUUAAAGGAAAAAAAAA
Messenger RNA from Pogona vitticeps (central bearded dragon), 2035 nucleotides. The record is from RefSeq and is a predicted model, not a curated record. Lineage: Eukaryota; Metazoa; Chordata; Lepidosauria; Squamata; Agamidae.